Galdieria sulphuraria is the source of this 1281-nucleotide messenger RNA. RefSeq lists its product as uncharacterized. The transcript has a single exon. Lineage: Eukaryota; Rhodophyta; Bangiophyceae; Galdieriales; Galdieriaceae. Gene Ontology annotation, molecular function: protein binding. The coding region runs from base 89 to 1171 and encodes 360 amino acids. The record is from RefSeq and is a predicted model, not a curated record.
CCUCCUUCAAUGAUCCAUGAGCUACCAAGUCUUUUGAUGUUGUUUCUGAUUGUCAUCGGAUCUCAUUCUGGUUCAAAAUACUCUCAAUAUGAUGUUGAAGAGACUUGGCUUUCAACGAGUAGAAAAUGGAUGGCCGUUGUAUUCGAGAGUACCACGUUAUCUUUUUCUAAAAAGUAACAAGUUUCGUUGCAGUUUGAGGAAUUUGCACUGUUGUGGUACAAGUCAGGGAUCCCUUUCUUCGGAGGUGACCAACAAAACCACUGAUUUAUGCUACUUUCUUCGAAACUUGGCCUCUAUUGAACCUCCCAAGGAAACUAAUUGUCUUCUUUGGACUUUAUUGGAACAAAAGAAGAAACUAGUGGAUCCUUUGGAUAGAUCCCGUUUGCAUCCGUUUGUGGUUCCUUUGGCGGUAGAUGAACAUUCAGAUAAGAUUGUUGGUUUUCUUCGUUGGCCGACGCCUCCCAGUGAUAUGCCUCUUCCAGUUGUUGAAGCGCAGUUAUCAACCAAAACUCUUGUAUUGUUAUCGAAUAGUGCAAAGGCAUAUGUACAGCGAUAUUUGGUUACUUUAGAAGCGGAAGAGGGUCUCUCCAGAAACCAUAUGAUUCAUGAAAUGCAAGAAUUAUAUAAGCCUGGUAGCUUUUCCAAUAGUGGUUUAACUUUAGAACAGUUUCUUAUUAGAGAUAUCGGACCCUUUCCAGAUAUGUAUGAAAAAUUGACCUACAAACAUUUGCAAAGGGAAAAAACACAAUCAGCACUGAUCACUUGUGAGAAAGCAGCGGUAUCUUUUCCUGGUUGGGGUCGUUCUCGUUACUUUCAUUCUUGUGUUUUACAAAAGCUCAAUCGAAUGCAGGAAGCACGAGAUGCUGCCAGAGCUGCAUUACAACUUCCAUUAUGGACUUUGAACUAUGAUGUCUUUCAAGUUGGUUAUGUUGCUGGUUUUCAGUCACCCGAAUCUUCUUUUCCACAAAUCUAUCGCAAGUUGGCUAAUGACAAAAGAUAUAAAGAUAUUGAAAAUGGCAAACCAAAGGAACAAGUAGCUUUAGAUAGAGCAGCAUUUCUUUUAGAUGUUACUUUUUUAGAAAAUAAUUCUUAUCAAGAUAUCAAAGACUCGUUGGCUCAGUUGUAUGAAGAAGCUCAUUUACCAGAUGUGGCUCGUUUUGUUGCUUUAUAAGGGAAUGAAAAUCAUAUUCGAUGAUAAUAAACUUUUGAGAUUUUAUGCAACGCAUUCUAUUUGCCUGUCGUGAAGUACACGUUUAUCGUGUUCCACAGUCACAACUCAUU